AUGUUCUUGCGGACCCAGUUUGAAUCAGCUUGCAAGGGUUAUGCAGCAAAGCAUCAGCACAAACAUUGGUCCUGGUCAAGUGGCUAUUUGUCUCGCACUUCCUUAUUACAUCGUUCCUCUCAUACCCUAAACGACGGAGACGAAGACCCAGCCACUGCACCACCCGCCCUUCAUGACCUUCUUACUGUACAGCAAUAUGUAGUCUACUCACCCACUUUCCGGGUCCCAACUUUCUAUUUCACAAUCCACGAUUCAACUGGGGCACCCUUACCAUUGGCCGAUAUCGUUCAUUCCUCUCUCUUUAAGUUCCCACCCGAUAGCGAAACAACCACCUUUGCUCUGACAUUGCCUGCUGCGACAUUCCCGCUUCUCUCGCAGGGUGAGCAUCCAAUCUUGGGAACGCCCUGUUGGUAUCUUCAUCCCUGCGAGUCCGAUGCUGCUGUUAGUGAACUGCUGUCUGAGAUUCAGCAGGUGGGAUGGAGUGAAGAAAUGAAGUUGGUGGGAUGGAUGGAGAUGUGGUUCAUGACCGUAGGAACUGUGCUUGAUGUCUAA
This is a messenger RNA of Laccaria bicolor S238N-H82, 552 nucleotides long. RefSeq lists its product as uncharacterized. Gene Ontology annotation, cellular component: intracellular anatomical structure. The transcript is spliced from 2 exons. The coding region runs from base 1 to 552 and encodes 183 amino acids. The record is from RefSeq and is a predicted model, not a curated record. Gene Ontology annotation, molecular function: Atg12 transferase activity. NCBI's taxonomy places the organism in Eukaryota, Fungi, Basidiomycota, Agaricomycetes, Agaricales, Hydnangiaceae. Gene Ontology annotation, biological process: macroautophagy; protein modification by small protein conjugation; protein lipidation.